Cotesia congregata is the source of this 555-nucleotide messenger RNA. The record is from the annotation of a GenBank genome assembly. NCBI's taxonomy places the organism in Eukaryota, Metazoa, Arthropoda, Insecta, Hymenoptera, Braconidae.
AUGGCGGCUACAUCCUGGGUCUUGUUUGCCUGCAUUGUUUUGUUUGCUUGUACCAGUGCGAAUCCUGUAAAUAAUAUUGAACCUGUUCUUGAAGCGGCAGUUAAUGAAUGUAGAUACAGUCAACCAGAAUCGGAACAGACAUAUAAUGAAACGGAUCCACAAACCAUCGAGGGAUUUGGAACUGUUAAUCUAACUUGUUGGUUCAAAGAGUUGAAAUUGAUUGAGUUCACUUUAAAUCAAGAUGCAAUUGUAAAUCUUUAUACUCAAGUUAUCACACAAGAAAAAAAAACAUCUGGAGCCAAAAAUAUAAAUCUAACCGCAGUAAUUGAUAUUGUGAGAGACUGUUCCAACGAAAAGGCUGAAAGUGAAAAAAAAGUCGUGGAAAAGUUCAUGGAGUGCUUUAAGGCGCGAAAAGAAUCACUAUACAAUGUAUAGUAUACAUUUCUCCCCCUGCUCCCGCUGUUAAUGUUACGACCAGUAAUUAAUGGAUUUAGCAAGCAAUUAAUGUAUUUAUAGACGACUUUGAUACUAAGGAUUACGAAAUAUGUCAAAUAA